GCAGUGCAUCCCAGCAACGAAGUCUAGCGAACCGCGGCUCCAGACGGACCCGGACGCAGACUUCGAUUUCAUGAGGAUCAUCGCGCUCUCCGUCUUGGCCUGUGCUGCCAGAAGGGUGAAGUUCUUCCAGAAGGCCAUAGAUGCUCUUGGCGAAGCCAAAAGCCUUUGCCUUGCUGGCGGAGACACUGUGCAGCAGCACCCGCUGCUCAUUGCUCUUACGUUGCUGAACCUCUCAGCGGUGCUGGGCGACAUUGACCAUGAUGAGCAGGGUCUGCGGUGGGGCCUGGAGGCCUUGGGCCUCAUGUACAACAUCUUCUCGAAUGUGGAGCUGCCGGAAAUGAUUCAGGCCUAUUACCUGGCCUUGGCCUGCCACAACGCCGCGCUGCUGGACGUGAAGCUCGGGCGAUGGGCGGAAGCCCAGGAGCUUGUGGACGAGGGCAUCGAGUUCACAAAG
Messenger RNA from Symbiodinium pilosum, 454 nucleotides. Lineage: Eukaryota; Dinophyceae; Suessiales; Symbiodiniaceae. The record is from the annotation of a GenBank genome assembly.